AUGUCCAACUACAGUCGCCAUCGGCUCGGAACGCCUUCCCCCAAAUCCCGACCGAUUCGCCAGAAGCUGCAGUUCACGUCCAGCGACGGAGAAGACGAUUCUAUCGAGGACGUCAACAACAGCACCGGGGGAGAGUCCGGCUUCACGGAGAUGGACUCCCCGACGCCGGUGCGACGAGGAGCCGCGGACAAGCUCCAAGUGGGCGGCAGCAGCCCGCUGAACCAGUCCGGCGGAGACGACGACGACGACGUGGAGCUGUGGGACGAGGAGGGCUUUGAUUCCCCGUCCCUGCUGCAGUCCCCCGGCAGCGUUAUUUUCGCCAACUGUUCGCCGUCGCCGAAGAAAGUGUCGCGGAUGUACGGAGGGUCGCCGGAGCGGAGCUACAUCCAGGACGACGGGGAGGGCUCCAGCUCCCCGGUACCGGACUGCCCCGACACACCUCCGCAUAAAACCUUCAGAAAACUUCGGCUCUUCGACACACCACAUACACCAAAGAGUUUGCUGUCCAGAGCCAGGAGCUCUGCCCCGGGAUCCUCCAGCAGGAGAGUUGCUCUCUUCAAGAAUGUCGAGUCUCCGCGAAAGUCCUUCACAGACGGCAGGAAACAGCAGAUCCCCAUGGUCAACUUUAACCCCUUCACUCCCGACUCCCUGCUAAUCCAGUCCGCCACACAGCACAGAAACAACAGAAAGCGAGCGCAUUGGAAUGAUUCUUGUGGAGAAGACAUGGAGGCCAGUGACGUCGAAGGGGAAGAUGAAAUUCUGCCGCCAUCAAAGAGGAUCACCAUGAUGGAGAGCAACAUGAUGUCCCGCUACACCUCAGAGUUCCUGGAGCUGGAGAAAAUCGGCUCGGGGGAGUUUGGCGCCGUGUUCAAGUGCGUGAAAAGGCUGGACGGCUGCAUCUACGCUAUUAAGAGGUCCAAGAAGCCCCUGGCAGGAUCAGUAGAUGAACAGAAUGCGCUGCGGGAGGUCUACGCCCACGCCGUGUUGGGCCAGCACCCCCACGUGGUGCGCUACUACUCGGCCUGGGCCGAGGACGACCACAUGCUGAUCCAGAACGAGUACUGCAACGGCGGCACCCUGUCCGACGUCAUUGCCGACAACUACAGGCGGCUUAGCUACCUGUCGGAGCUGGAGCUGAAGGAUCUGCUGCUGCAGGUUUCUCGGGGACUCAAGUACAUCCACUCCAUGUCUCUGGUGCACAUGGACAUCAAGCCCAGCAACAUCUUCAUUUCCCGUAAAUCCGUAGCGAGCUGUGACGAAUCCGACGAGGACGAUGGACUCACCACAAGCGUCGUCUACAAAAUCGGCGAUCUUGGUCAUGUGACCCGGGUGAACAAUCCACAGGUGGAAGAAGGGGACAGCAGAUAUCUGGCCAACGAAGUUCUGCAAGAGGAGUACAGUAACUUAACAAAGGCGGACAUCUUUGCUCUGGCCCUGACGAUAGUCAGCGCCUCGGGAGCCGAGCCUUUACCCACCAACGGGGAAAAGUGGCAUGAAAUCAGACGGGGCAAAUUACCCUCCAUCCCACAAGUGCUUUCUAUAGAGUUCCUUAGUUUACUCAAGCUGAUGAUCCAUACAGACCCAACCAAACGACCGUCGGCCUCUGACCUCAUCAAACACCCGGUGCUGCUGACGGCGGCCAGGAUGAGCGCCGACCAGCUCCGAGUCGAGCUCAACGCUGAGAAGUUUAAGAACGCUCUGCUGCAAAAAGAGCUGAAGAAAGCCCAGCAGGCCAGAGCGGUGGCCGAAGAGAAGGUGCUGUCCACUGACCGGAUCCUGACCCGCUCCACACUCCAGUCCAACCCCAGAACUUCCAGACUCAUCGGGAAGAAGAUGAACCGGUCGGUCAGCCUCACCAUCUACUGACCUGAAACCCAAAGGUUCAUGGACCUUCUUAAGGAGUAGAGGCGGUCUGGUGUUUGGAGAAGAAUCUCCCAACCCCCCUGUCCGUUAUUGUUGGGGUCUUCUGCCCGACCCGAGCUGUAGACUGUUGCUACACCGAACUGGAAGUUCUCUCAAUAAACUCUGGUGUAGUUCAGCCCCAUUUCUGGUGGGCUUUUUUUGUUUUUCCUCCUUUUUUGGGGAGGGGGGAAGAAACUCUUAUUUCCUUAAAGGUAGUUGCUUUACCUUUCACUCUCAGUCAUUCCUUAAGUUUGCCAAGACGUCAAGCUCUCUGCCAGGUUGACCGGACGACGGUGGAGCCCGUCGGCGAUUCGUCGCUCCCUUCGGAGUGAAUGUACUUCCCUUUAGCCGUGCGCACCUUACUGCCUGAUGUUCUGGAGAGCGACCAUGACUGUUUGGAAAGGAGCACUUUGCAGGGCAACAUGUGGUACUACUGCUUACCACAGCGUUUUAAGGAAGACAAAAGAAAGAAAGAAACUAUCUUGCUGCUAUUGAUGUUGUGUGUGUGUCAGGGCUUCUACUCAAAGUUUGGACUGUUCUAGAGAUUGUUGGCUCUUAUUCCACCAUUCGACCCCUUUCCCGUUUCAGUUUGGAUGGAUUUUUGGAUCAUGUGAUCUGAAGACUUCGUUCUGUUUUAAAUUACAGAAACCAGUAAUCGGACUCGUUAUUUGAGAGGUUUUGGACGGAUCCACUCUUUGGUUUUAGUUUCCCUGGUGAUCUGUGCUUCCAGACCCCCCAGCCCUCCUGUAGCAUUAGAACAAUCAUCAUCCUGUCCUGCCGUCGGCUUCCCAAAGCUCACACUCUGAAUGUCGAAAGGAUUACUCCUCUUCAUGUUCUUGUAACCCCUAACACACAAAGCUUUUGUUGCUAUAACAUGUACAUAUGUUCUGUAAUAAAUUCUCGUGAAUCAUCUUUUUGUUAAA
Xiphophorus couchianus (Monterrey platyfish) is the source of this 2825-nucleotide messenger RNA. RefSeq names its product WEE1 G2 checkpoint kinase (gene wee1). Lineage: Eukaryota; Metazoa; Chordata; Actinopteri; Cyprinodontiformes; Poeciliidae. Gene Ontology annotation, biological process: mitotic cell cycle; protein phosphorylation. The record is from RefSeq and is a predicted model, not a curated record. The transcript is spliced from 10 exons. Gene Ontology annotation, molecular function: magnesium ion binding; ATP binding; non-membrane spanning protein tyrosine kinase activity. The coding region runs from base 1 to 1866 and encodes 621 amino acids. Gene Ontology annotation, cellular component: nucleus; cytoplasm.